Leptonychotes weddellii (Weddell seal) is the source of this 4069-nucleotide messenger RNA. The record is from RefSeq and is a predicted model, not a curated record. NCBI's taxonomy places the organism in Eukaryota, Metazoa, Chordata, Mammalia, Carnivora, Phocidae.
GCCCCCCCCCCAAGUCCUCUCUUCUUAUAAGGACAUGGGUUUUAUGGGACCAGGGCCCAUUCCUAGCGACCUCAUUUUGACUUAAUUGCCUCGUUAAGAGCCCUGUCUUGAAAUACAGUCACCUGAGGUCUUGUGGUUGGGACUUGAAGGUAUGAAUUUGGAGGGGACACCGUUUAGCCCAUAACAACAGUUACAUGUACACAGACUUACGUUGGAGAUACUGCAGGUUUGGUUCCGGACCACCGACAAUAAAGCGAGUCGCGUGCAUUGUCAGGUUUCCCAGGGUGCGUAAAAGUUAUGCUUACACUGACCUGGAGUCCGUUAGGUGUGCGGUAGCAUGAUGUCUAAAAAUAUCGUGUACGUGCCUUAAUUUAAAAAUACCUUAUUGCUAAUAAAUGCAAACCGUCAUCUGAGCUUUCCGCAAGGCAUCAUCACCGACCACAGAUCUCCGUAACAACCACAGUAAUGACGAGCUCGUGAGAUCGCCGUGGCACAGAGACGUGAAGUGAGCAAACGCCGUGGGAGGAAUGGCCCCGCAGACUUGCUGGAUGCGGGGUUGUCCCAGACCUUCGAUACCAAACAACGCAUUAUGUGUAGUGUUUGCUGGAAGCAAGUCACCGAGUCAACCCACAUGGAAAGCAGGGGUCUGGGGAGGCGGAGCUCCACCUCCUGGACGAGAAACAUGGAAGGAUUUACAGAUGUGCUAAAACCAGGGUGCUAAUUAACAUAUUCUGGAGGCAUGACCAAUGUCCCGCCUCUCCUUGGAAUCUCCCCAGUAAUGAAGUGUGUGCAUCGGUGGGUCUUGUCUGCAGGGAUGGUUACUGGGGUGUUCCUGUGGUGAUGGUCCGUUAAUGGGGGGCGGGGGGUAGUGAUUUUUUUGAAGUUUUCAUCCAGGAAUCCAGAUCAAGCCCAUCACAAGUGUCCAUUCAUUCCUCGUGAGUCUGCGUGAGAGUUUAGAGUUUACACAUGGAUGACACACCCAGAGGGGGCAGGUGGCUCACCUGUGGUGAGUGGGGACAGAGUGGGGACUGCUUCAGGAUGCCGUCACUGAGGGCCAGAGCCAGACACUCGUUAGCGUGCUGGAAACAGAGUCUGCUCAGGCCCUGUGGCAGGGGGGAGAGACCUCCCGGUGGACCUGGGCUCCAUCCCUGAUGCAGCGUGGACAAGCCGGGGUAUGUGGCAAGGGAGCAGGAGGGGGUCAGCGGACAGGCACUUGCCAAGAGGACACAUCAGGGGGGCUCUGGCUAAACAGAGCUGAUGGGGCUGCUGCUGCAGGCAGGCUGGGUGAUCCCCACGCCACGUGGCUGUGGGAUGGGGGGACCGGUCAGCUCUCCAGGGGAUCAGACACAGGGCAGGGGCUCUUGCUAAAACUGGGUAAUGCAGAACUAAACUCAGAAGCUCAGAGGUCAAGGCCUGGUUGAAAGGAUGGUUCAGAGUGGCCCAACUAAAGUUGGGUCAGGGAGCGAGUCCAGGGAGCCAGCUGGGCUGUGGGAAGGCAGACGUGAAUCUGAGACACGCCCAGGGUGGGGGCGCCUGUGGGCUCUGAACUGAGCCUUCCAGAGUUUGAGCCUGGGUGGUCCUACUAGGUUGAAUGGUGUUCCCCGCAAAAUUCACGUCCACCCGGCACCUUAGAAUGUGAGCUUAUUUGGAAAUAGGAUCUUUGCAGAUGGUGUUAGUGAAGGCAAGGUCAUAUUGGAGUAGGCGGGCCUAACCCAACGACUUGGUGUCCUCAUAAGAAGAGAGACACAGAUUCGGGAGACAGCCACGUGACCAUGGAGGCAGAGACUGGAGGGACGUGGCCACAAGCCCAGGGCCAGCUGGAGUGCCCAGAACCUGGAAGAGGCAGGAAGGACCCUCUUCUGAAGCCGCUGGAGGGGGCGCAGCCCUGAGACCUUGAUCUGACUUCUGACCUCCAGGAUGUGAGAGACUCUGCCUGCCUUGGAAACUGCUCCUAAGAGAAGAGAAUGGCUGCUGGCUACCUGCCCCCAUGGCCCCAGGAGUUGGUGACCUUGGAGGAUGUGGCCGUGGACUUCUCCCGGGAGGAGUGGGCGAUGCUGGAUUCUGCGCAGAGGAGGCUCUACAGAGAGGUGAUGCUGGACACCUGGGCGAACCUGGCCGCCCUGGGAGCCUUGAAGAACCAAAGUUCUGAUACAGGCAUUGACGAUGGCACACUUUCCCCAAUGCAAACCUCUCGGGCCACCAGUCCUUCCCCAUGGGUGGGAUGUCCACUCUUUCUACCAGUGGUGCCUUCCCACUUGGAGCCAGGAGAAGCCAUGUGGAUGGGGCCACAAGGAACUCCCCAAACCUCCUGUUCAGAUUUAGAGACUAGUCUGAAAAGCCAAGAGUCAAUUUAUAAGAAGGUGGUUUUGGAGGAAGAACCAGCCAGUGGUAUGAAUAUCAUAAAGCUCUCCAGAGAAGACUGGGCAUGUGGUCAGCUGGAGGAGAACCAUGAAGACUCCCACAGGCUUUUGAGGCAAAUGGCAUAUACCCAAGCAGAGGCAUUUGCUCCAAAGGAGUCCACUGCCUGGCAUGAGUUUGGGGAAACCUGUAGUAUGAACUCAGACCUUGCUUUAUCACAAGGAGGUUUUAUAGGAAAACAUUUCCAUGACUGUGAUCUUGAUAUUGAGAGUUUGGUAGCUGAUCCAUUCUUAAAACAUCAUCAGAUGGGAUAUUCAGACCAGAGGCCCUGUGAAGGGAAUGAAUGUGGAAAAGACAUCAGCCCAAACAGUCCCUUUGUUCAACACAAAAGAACUGGAAUCUGUACGCAUGCAGAAAGUGGGGAGUCAUUUAAUCAUGGUACGGCUCUUAGGACACACACCACAAUUAAUACAGUGGGGAAACCCUAUGAAUGUUACCACUGCGGGAAAAUGUUUAAUCGGAGGCAUUCCCUGAGUGAACAUCAGAGAAUACAUACAGGAGAGAGACCAUAUGAAUGUCAGGAAUGUGGGAGAGCCUUUACGCACAGCUCAACCCUCACACGACACUUGAGAACUCAUACUGGAGAGAAGCCCUACACGUGCAGUGACUGUGGGAAAGCCUUCAACAGGAUUUCGUCUCUUACCCAGCACCGGCGGAUUCACACAGGGGAAAAGCCCUAUAAAUGCAAAGACUGUGGAAAAUCCUUCUGCCAGAGUUCUUACCUGAUCUUGCACAGGAGAACGCAUACUGGUGAGAAGCCCUAUGAAUGUAAUGAAUGUGGAAAGGCCUUCAGUGAUCGCUCCUCACUUAACCAACACGAGAGAACUCACACCGGUGAGAACCCCUAUGAAUGUAAUCAGUGUGGAAGAGCCUUCAGCCAGAGGUCUUCCCUCGUUAGGCACGAGAGAACUCACACUGGAGAGAAACCGUAUAGCUGUAAUGAAUGUGGGAAAGCAUUCAGCCAGAGCUCAUCCCUUAUCACCCAUCAGAAAACUCACACUAGUCAGAAAACCUAUAAAAUAAUUGAUUGUGGGAAAGCUUUCUAUCAGAGCAGCUACCUUAUUGGAUUUUAGAGAUUAUUGCUGCUCUGUAAAGUAACUUUUAGCACUCUACUACUUAAGUGUGGAUAGGUUUUGCCCUUGUGAUGUACUAUGUGAAAAGAAGUAGGUGUAUGCCACAUUCUUUUUUUUUUUUUAUUCUUAUGUUAAUCCCCAUACAUUACAUCAUUAGUUCUAGAUGAAGUGUUCCAUGAUUCAUUGUUUGUUGUAUGCCACAUUCUUGAAGAAAAACACUGAAGUCCAGAUCUGAGAAGGGACCUUUUUAAUGGGGAGAAUUGCCAUUGAGCUAUGCCCAAUGCCUGUCCUUUUGGAAGAGAUUAAUAAAUGUGAACACUAACAUGCAGUGGGAUUUUGCUAAGAAUUGUCACAUUAAUUUAGUUGUUGAAACAAAAAGUAUUCUGUUUCAACCUUUUGUUUGAAACUUCAGUAUUAUUGUUUCAAUAAUCGGUUUCAAUAUUUUACAUAGUCAUUCUGCCCCUGUUGGUCACUUAGCUAGGUCCUAACUUGUUUCUUGUCCUGCUAUGGCAAUGCAGAAUGUAUGCUUACACAGAAGGAGCUUUGGGUGCAAAGUGGAAAAUAAAGAGUGCAAAAUA